AUGCUGGGACGUUUGUCUUGGCGUGAGAUUGCCGGUGUUCCUGCACCGAGUGAGCCCACAGAAAGCAAGGUGCAGAUGCGGCGACGGCCCCGCAGGGACUACGAGCGGGAACAGGCGUCUAUGCUUGCGAAGCGUCAUCGGCAGAAUGGAGGGGGUCAGUCUCAAGAGGAGGAGACACAGGAGAGCCCUUGGAUGAGCUCCUUGCGAGGCAAAGUCCGGUGUGGUGCAGAGCCACUGGCAGCUCUCCAACGAAACAUGUGGCUCAGGGGCUCUAACCUUCGUCCUCGUGUACAUACUGGCAAGAUGCGCCGUUCGUAUCGCUGUGGCCUUGACUCCAAGUGA
Molecule: messenger RNA, 342 nt
Organism: Durusdinium trenchii
Lineage: Eukaryota; Dinophyceae; Suessiales; Symbiodiniaceae
Source: the annotation of a GenBank genome assembly